This is a messenger RNA of Girardinichthys multiradiatus, 3678 nucleotides long. It is a transcript of the gene hoxd11a, whose product is annotated as homeobox D11a. The transcript has 2 exons. Gene Ontology annotation, cellular component: nucleus. Gene Ontology annotation, biological process: regulation of transcription by RNA polymerase II; anatomical structure development. Gene Ontology annotation, molecular function: DNA-binding transcription factor activity, RNA polymerase II-specific; RNA polymerase II cis-regulatory region sequence-specific DNA binding. The record is from RefSeq and is a predicted model, not a curated record. Lineage: Eukaryota; Metazoa; Chordata; Actinopteri; Cyprinodontiformes; Goodeidae. Bases 888 to 1751 code for a protein of 287 amino acids.
ACAUCACCUAGACAAGACAGACGGUCAAAGCCAGUUGUUUUGGACUUGGCAGUGCAGAAUGUGCCCAGAUAUUCACAUUUGACUCUAUAGGAUUUUUUUGUUUUGAUUUUUUUCUGGCAUUUUACAUAUUUAAGUAUUGCCUGCAUAUUAAUUAAUUGAUUUGCAAAACAUCCAAACAAAGAAAUUAGUUAUAAAAUUAGGUCUGUCAUUGUUUCCAUUGUUGCACCAGUGCCUCCUGUGUUCCACUAUGCUGCUGGCCAUUGCUUUUUGUCUUAUAAUUUAUGCAAAUACCCAAUUUCUUCCAUUCCUUUGCGUGCAUGUAAGUCCGCAUGCCGCAUAGUGGCCAUCACCUAUGAAGUUUGACAUUUUUUUUCAGAAAUCUCGAUUCUGCUGGCAUGGUGACCUUGCUUUAAACGUGGAGAUCACCUUUUCAACUGUUGCCUAUAGACAAUGCAUUCUCUGAAUUUACUGACGCAUCGUGUGGGUGCGGCUGCAGAGAUCAAUCUCCAGCGAGGAUGAUCCUGCUGUAAAGCAUUAGAAUCAAUAUCCCAGCAAUGGUUAAAAAAAAUGUCUUUUUUUCUUUGAGCUUUGGGGUAAAAAAAGGGCUGGAGAGGAGUUUCCGUUGCAGCCAGGCAGCCAAUAGAGUCUCUUGUAAGCGCUCACAUGAGUUGCUUUUUUCCAGGCUGUUUUUAAUGACUGAUAUUGAUGUAUGGUAAUUUCUUAGCUGGAUCACAUGACACAAUUACCUCAGGAAUCGAUCAAGAUGUAUUGCAGGUCUGCCUGCGUUUCCGAUUUUUCCCCACUGUUGGGGUCUCUCCACACGCCCGCGGUGCUACAGAUGGACAAAGUUUAGCACGGCCGAGCCGCCAACUCCGUCCCUGUGUUGCAUGGAGGAAAAGGGAAGAAGAAAAAUGACGGAAUUCGACGAUCGCAGCUGUGCGUCAAAUAUGUUUUUGCCCAGCUGCACUUAUUACGUUUCAGCACCCGAUUUCACCUCUGUCUCAUCCUUUCUGCCGCAGACCACUUCGUGUCAGAUAAAUUUCCCCUAUUCGCCAAACAUACCCCAAGUCCAACCUGUUCGAGAUGUCGCUUUCAGGGAUUAUGGACUGGACCAUCCCAAAUGGCACUACAGGGGCAAUUACGCGUCUUACUACUCAACGGACGAGAUAAUGCACCGGGAACUGAUCCAGUCAUCAAGCGGCAGGGCGGAUGUGAUAUUUAAAAAUGAGCCAUUGUACGGUCACCACGGGGGAACCAGCGCGCAGUGCAAUUUCUUCGCCGGAGUGAGCCGAAACGGCGUUCUCCCCCAGGGCUUCGACCAGUUCUUUGACUCUCCUAACACGGAGCACCCCAAACAAAAGGCUGCAGAGCCUACUGCCCACGAUCACCGUGAUGAUGUUGACGCCACGAACAUCAGCCACGCUGUAACCAAACUGGAACAACACAUCGCAGAACCUCCCGGGAGCGUCGACGAGGACUCAUCCUCCAACUGCGGCGACAAGGGCAACCGACAGAGUUCAUCAGCCAAGUCCCGGAAGAAGAGAUGCCCCUACUCCAAAUACCAAAUCCGAGAACUUGAACGAGAGUUUUUCUUCAACGUGUACAUAAACAGAGAGAAGCGGCUGCAGCUGUCCAGGAUGUUGAACCUGACGGAUCGCCAGGUGAAAAUUUGGUUUCAGAACAGGAGAAUGAAGGAGAAAAAACUCAACCGCGACCGCCUACAGUAUUUUACUGGAAACCCUUUAUUCUGAUGUCCGAGGCUGACAUUAACAUCCAAAGACAAAUACAGACUGAACUAAAGAAGCUUCUUGGUACUACGUAAGAACUGCAACAUAAUUUGCCACAUAUUUUAGAUGGCUGGUACGUUUAUUUAAAGGUCUUCAUGCAUUUAUUGGCUUCAUCGGCAGAAUAUUGUCAUUUUAAUUUUGAAAUCAUAUUAAAUAUAUUCCUCCUUUAUUGCUUUUGUAGAUAUAUUUGUAAAAUGCACGUAAUAGAUGUUAUGUAUUGUGAAAUUAUGAGCAGAACAAAUGAGCUCAGCUACGAAAUUUGGGCUCAAAAAAAGAAAAAAAAAAAAGGGAUUUCUUUUAUCAUUACUGCUUUUGUCUUUUUGUGCCCAAAAACAUCCAGUAGCGCAAUUUCAGUUUGGCGCUUAGAUGCUUGGAAGAUCCCGUUGUUUCCUCUGCUUUGAAAAACCGAAUUGUUUGCUAAACCUUGAACCGUCUAGACAGCAUAAUAAAAAGUAGCUGUAAAGAUCUAAAUAAGGGGCUAUUGAACUGUCGUGUCUCAGCAACCCCAGACCACAUGAGGACCGAUCUUCUUUCCGGUCUUAAAGCGCUUAUUUAACUCCACAUUUAGAGACAUUUCUGUAACGUUUUCCAUCAUUCAUCAUCCAUUCAGUCAUGCUUUUUGGUAUGUCCAGGCGCCUGUAACGUUACCUGCAAAGACCGGGAAGCAGUGGGAAAACAUAAGGGAUGUUAAAAGUUUUUCCUUAUUUGCGAGCCGGUAAAAUGUGCUUGAACGUGCUGGAAGCGUGUUGGGAAGCUCCAUUUUGCAACAAUGUCCUGCAAAGAGUAAAGCCAUCUGGCUGCAACAAUUCUGCCCCUUUGUUGCAGAACUCUAAUAAUAAUAUAUGCAGUGCAGACCAUGAUCAUUAGUAUGGUCUCGCUGCAGUUUGAGCAGCAAUAAACGCGGGUGAAGUCAUGUGUGUGGAAUUAAUGUUUAAGUUAUUCCUCACGUCUUGCAGUCAUGCACCCUAAUCUCCAUGGGUCGUGAUUUUAUACUGGCAUGAUAAAGGAUCACUAACUGCGUGGAGUUUUUUUUUUUUUUUUUUUUUUGAAUUCACAUUGUAUCCACAUGAGGGCAGACUUUCAAAUCUAGCUGAGUGGAAACGCAGACUUUAAAUUUAAUAUGUAUCCAACAUGGAAAAGCAGUCCGAGGUGGAACAAUCUGUUCUGCCCAGGGGUUACUGAGAUUUUAUUUUAAGCAGUUUCUUCAGCUGAAUCAUUUAUUAGGGGUUUCAGAAUUUAUUUUUUUUAGCCUGCCGGAAAUACCCCCUAAAGGCACUUGUUUAAUUAGUAAUAAAUUAAAAAUAAGGCAUUUAUGCAUCAAUUAUUAUAUUUUUAAUUAAUUAUUUUUAUUUUCUGUAAUUGUUGUUGAAUAUGUUUUUUUCCCUUGGUUGUCAGUGUCCCAGUGUAUUAAAAUAAUUCCCAUUUACCAACCAGUCAGAUUUUCAACUGAGGUUUGAACUGAGUAGUUACCAAUUUAGUUCAGGUCCGUCUCUGGGUCUUUAGGGGCCAGUAAUGCAAACUAGUGACAGUUCUACAGGUUAAAGGUAAUAUCUAAUUUUUCUAUCUGUUAUUUUAUGAACAAUCAUCUGUCUUUGUCUGUAUCAUUUGAAACCUCUGAGAUACAUCAAUGCCAAAUUGAAAAACAUAUACAUAUAUUGUGAAUUUACUCUGUCAACCUUUAUUAAAACAGUCAAAACUGUGUUUGACCUGGGGAAACGCUUUAUUUAUUUAUACAGUAUAUCAGCAUAUAGCAUUACAUUAUAAUUUUCUAUCUAUCUAUCUAUCUAUCUAUCUAUCUAUCUAUCUAUCUAUCUAUCUAUCUAUCUAUCUAUCUAUCUAUCUAUCUAUCUAUCUAUCUAUCUAUCUAUCUAUCUAUCUAUCUAUCUAUCUA